Molecule: messenger RNA, 4085 nt
Organism: Cuscuta epithymum
Lineage: Eukaryota; Viridiplantae; Streptophyta; Magnoliopsida; Solanales; Convolvulaceae
Source: the annotation of a GenBank genome assembly
CUGUGGGGGUAUAAAGUCACUAUGGCAGUUAAAGUGUAUGGUCAGCCAGCGCUGAAUAAUAUCCUUCUUUAAUUGGCUUUUGGCCCAUCUGGAUUAAAUUUUGUAAUGCUAAUAAUUAUUAUUCUCUCCCAACUCUUGCUUUCUGAUUAUAAACACAAACAAAUGUCUUAUUAUGUGCUUUUAAAGUAUAGAGAAUCUAUGACUGGUCUGUUUGGUGAGGCUUGCAUUUGAAGUCUUUCUUUCACUUUUUUGUUGUUGUUGAGAGAGGUCACUCAAAUGAGAGUUUAUGCCAAUGGUUCCUUGCUUUAAUAUCAGAGUUCCAUCCUUGAAGCUCUUUCCCAGAUGCUGGUUGGGUCGUUUCUUCAAGGGGCAUAGGUCAGCUUUAAGUUUAAUUUUCAGUAAUUGCUAUAAUACUUCUGAUGAUUAAAUAAAUAGAUUUUUAUAGCAUCCAAGAAAAAACUUGUAUAUCUCACCAACAAGCGGGAGAUUGUCAUCACCAUAUUAUUGCUUAGAUUUUAAGGUUGAGUCUUCUGUUAUUCACUUGUUAGAGGGCACUGGUAAGCUCUUAAUUUUCAGUAAAUAUAUUUCUGAUAAUUAGAUGAAUUGUUAUAGUAUCUCAUUGGAAAAUUACUGGCAAAGCUCCACGAUAAAAGUCAAUCUUAUAAGAGUAUUUAAUUGUCUAAUCUUGAAAGAUCUACUUGAUAAAAUGAAUGAUCCAGUAAACUAGAAUUAAUUCACUUGAACCUAAUUUCACCCUAAACCAGGCAUUAACACACUAGAGCAUGCUGCAUGCACAAAUAGAUCAAAUUAAACUAUAUUAGACCUGCAUUGAAUACUUAACCGUAUAUGUAGAAUACUGAGUAUGAAACAGACUAACCAAGAAGUAAGCAGACCAUAUUAGUUCCAAGUAGACUAGUUCAUACAAAACCAGAAAAUUCCAAUCCAUAUGAUGAACAACUCCCUAUUUGUUGGUUUGCAAACUCUUCAAAGUGACUUUUUUUUUGUGAAUAAAAGUGACUAACUUUUAGUUCGGAACCUUGUUCUAUGUUUGAGUUUCUUCAAAAAUGGACAUUACAUUGGUCUAUGAUUAGUUGAGCUUAACAUCCUUAGAACUAUCACAAAUUUGCCACCCAGUGCCCCUAAUUUUUUACUCUAAUCUAAGAGCAGAAACAAUGAGUGUAAUUUAUGGAGCAUGAUCGUUUCCUCACCUUAUUGCCUAGGUUUUCAUGGUGAGUCUCAUACUCAGUUCUUAUAUCUUUGUUGGGUGUUGGGUUCAUUUAGAAACUACAAUUGCAGCAUGAUAGUUUAUACAGAUGGCCUCCUACUUCAAGUCUUCAACUGUAUUUAAGAAUGUGUUAUCUUGCUUGCUUACCCCUCCGUCUCUGUAUAUUGUUUCUGUAGCUUUAUUCGUCAAUGGAGAAAGGUUUCAGCUUUACAGAAUUCAUCACUGUUUUACUGGUUCUGUCAUCCUUAGUCAGUUAUUCGGACGAAAAAGAACACUUAUCCUCCAUUGAAAGCCAAACACUUCUGAGAAUUCGGGAACUUCUAUACUCUCCAACUCCAUUAAGCAGUUGUAAUAACCAAACUAAUUUCUGCAACAUUGAACCAUCUCCAUCUCUUACCAUUGUCUGUUAUGAAGGAAGCAUAACUCAGUUACAUAUAAUCAACAAGGGCAUUACUUCCCGAUUGCCGGAAAACUUCUCCAUUGAUUCCUUCGUUGCUUGCCUUGUUAUGCUCUCUAAUCUGAAGGUCCUGAAAUUGGUUUCUCUGGGAUUAUGGGGCCCACUGCCUGGGAAUAUUUCAAAUUUAACUGCUCUGGAGAUACUUGACUUGAGCUCUAAUUUCUUACGAGGAUCCAUACCACCAAGUCUCUCAUCGUUAACUCAUCUAAUAGCUCUGACACUAGACGGUAACAACUUUACUGGAAGAUUGUAUGAGGAUUUUGAUUUGCUUCGAGAUUUGGUGGUUUUGAGUGUAAAAAACAAUUCUCUCACAGGCACGCUGCCAAACACUCUAGGAGAUUUACGAAAUCUUCGGGUCCUCUCCUUGUCGAGGAACAAAUUUAUGGGAAAUGUGCCGGAUUUAAGCCGCCUGGAAAACCUUCAAGUUCUCGAUUUGGAAGAAAACUCGCUCGGACCUAGGUUUCCGAAAUUCGGAUCCAAAAUCACCACCCUCGUGCUCAGGAGGAACAAAUUUGCCUCGAACAUACCGGACGAAGUUCGAUCGUGUAACCAUCUUCAACACUUGGACGUUUCUUCCAAUGAACUCGUGGGGCCGUUUCCGCCGUCAUUGAUUUCUCUUCCGUCGAUCGGUUAUUUAAGCAUUGCGGAAAACAAACUGUCGGCAGUGCUUGAUGAAAAUCUUCCGUGCAAUUCCGCACUGAGUUUCGUGGAUCUGUCCGAUAAUCAGUUGACAGGGAGAAUACCUAGUUGUCUUACGACCGGUUCGAAGAACGCGGUUGUGCUUUCAUCCGGAAACUGUUUACAAGGCGGAGACAAAGAUCAGCGUCCGGUUUCGUUCUGUAUGAACCAAGCUUUUGCAGCGGGGAUUAUACCUCGUCGUGACAGUAAAAGGAAAGGUUCCAAAGCGAUUCUGGCGUUGAUCAUAUGUGGGAGCAUUUUAGGAAGUCUUGUACUACUUGCUAUGGCGGUUUUGAUUGCCAGAAGAUAUUUUGAGAAUAAGGGGAAGAAAAAACCCGCCACCAGAUUCAUAGUGGAAAAUGCUUCGUCUGUUUACACAUCAAAGCUGUUCUCCGACGCCCGGUAUAUGACUCGAGCGAUGAACUUAGGAUCGCCAAGUGUUCCAUCAUAUCGGACCUUUUCACUGGAAGAACUAGAAGUGGCAACGAACAACUUUGAUACAUCAAGUUUCAUAGGUGAAUCUUCCAACGGUCAGAUAUACAGAGGCCAACUGGGAGAUGGUUCAUAUGUUGCUAUUAAAUGCCUAAAACUGAGAAGAAGCAAUAGCAUUCAAAGUUUCAUGCAACGCAUCGAGUUAAUCUCAAAGCUCAGACACCAGCACCUAGCCAGUGCUCUUGGCCACUGCUUUGAGUGUUACUUUGAUGAUUCUACUGUCAGUAGAAUAUUCCUUGUCUUUGAAUAUGUACCGAAUGGGUCCUUACGGAGCUGGAUAUCUGAGAAGCAUGGAAGACCGACACUAAAUUGGGGACAGCGAGUUUCAGCUGCUAUAGGAGUAGCUAAGGGUAUCCAGUUCUUGCAUACUGGAGUUGUUCCUGGUGUAUUUCCUAAUAAGUUGAAGAUAACAGAUGUUCUGUUGGACCAGGAGCUCGUUGCAAAAAUUAGCAGCUUUAACCUACCCAUUUUGGCUGAUGGACAGGUCAGCCUUCCAACUGUUCCAGGUGGUACCAAGGAGCACAAUAGUGCAAGUGCAAGAUACAAUGAAAAGCUGGAUGUAUACGACUUCGGUGUAAUAUUACUAGAACUUAUUACAGGGAGGAGGAUAAAUAACAAAAAGGAAGUGAAGAUCCUUAAAGAUAAGUUGCAAGCAAGUCCAACGGCUGAUGAUGCAUGGAGAAGAAAUAUGGUUGACCCAAGGGUCGAGGGUUCAAGUUCUGAUGACUCUGUACGGACAAUGGUGGAAAUCUGCUACAGAUGUUUGUUUGAGGAUCCUGCAGAUAGGCCAUCAUUUGAAGAUGUUUUGUGGAAUUUGCAGUUUGCUGCUCAAGUCCAAGACACAUGCCACACAGGCUCUCUUAGCAGCAGCGACGUCUCUCCCAUCUCCCCCUUUCACCCUUCGCGACUCCAUAUAUCCGUUCGGUAGCAAGCGGGCCCACCACUAGUUUGUUAAAAAAUCACAAAAUUUUGUGUGUAAAAACUCAUAAUGAAGAUUUCCUAUAGGGGUUCUGGCUAUGUCACUGGUUCAGGAAUGGCAACUUUUCACAUGUAGGGCAUAAUGUCUUACGUGACACCAUUAGAUCACUUUAGGGGAUCGCGUUAAUUUUAAGGAAACUUAAUGGUGCAAGUCGCAAGAUGAGUCAGCCAUACAUAAAUAGCUUAACAUUUGAGUGAAAUAUAUACACCUAGUAGACGUUUUUCUAAGCAGAACUUACCAUUGAAGAAAAGAUG